Haliotis rufescens (red abalone) is the source of this 1108-nucleotide messenger RNA. Its product is annotated as A disintegrin and metalloproteinase with thrombospondin motifs 9-like. NCBI's taxonomy places the organism in Eukaryota, Metazoa, Mollusca, Gastropoda, Lepetellida, Haliotidae. Gene Ontology annotation, molecular function: metalloendopeptidase activity; zinc ion binding. The record is from RefSeq and is a predicted model, not a curated record. Bases 485 to 985 code for a protein of 166 amino acids. The transcript is spliced from 4 exons.
CUGAUCAAGUACUACUGUCACCGACAGUUCCCAGCAUGGCCAUAUGCACUUUUAUUGUCUUUGACAAAAUCAUGAUGCAAAUGUGGAUUAUUUUAGUUUUGAGCUCCACAACACUGUGUUUGAGAGAACAUACUUUCAAGAAGACAGCAGGUGAUGUUCGAUCCCGUUUGGAAAACCCACAACGUCUUCAACUGCAUACGGUUUCGGCGUUAACAGAAUGUGGUCGACUGUGCUCACGAAGUUCAUCGUGCAUUGACUUGCAGUACUCCAGCACAAGACGAGCUUGCAUUACUGGACACACAGAAGACGUAUCUGAUGGCGUAAUGUCCCAGAGUGGACUGUUUGACUUGUACAAUUGGUAUUUUAAAGAUCCUGAGACAUGCUUUGAGAUCAAAAGAAACAACCCCACAGCCAAGAGCGGGGAGUACUCAACCACCCCACAGCUCCACAGUUCAAGGGUGUGUCAGUGAAGGUCUACUGCCUGAUGAAUGACACACACCAGAUGGAGUACGUGACACUGCCCAACAGGAACUUCGGACACUACCCGCAAAGGUCCAACGCUAAUUGUGGUGAAGUCGAAGAGUCAUAUCUAUCGGGGGCUGGUGUUGGCAUGGGUGGCGUUACAGAGUACCAAAAGAUCAGAGUACAGCCAUCAACCAUGGCAGUUGUAAGAAAUGACGCCACGUUCGUAAGCGGGAGCAAGACAACCCCCCUAGACUAUGGUCAGGCAGAAGAUUGCUACUCGCAUGUAGUUUUCUGUAAGAAAAUAGGAACAUUUCACAUCAACACACUGGGAACAAAGAUGAAAGUCAAUACCGAUCAAACGUGGACAGUUCAAGUAGACAGCUUCAAUCCCCGUGUGGAGAGCAUUGCACGUGAAGAGAAUGGCGCCAUGAUCGACAUUGUGUGUGGAGGGUGGUGUGGGGGUUGUAGCCCUAAAGGUGACAUGCUCCUCUAUCCGAACCCUCUUGACAAUAAGCCUUAGACCAAUAUACCGACAUCUUCCCCAGGCAAGAGAGUUAACUGAAUUCAAAAGUCCAGUUUCCACCCUUGCCGAACUAGGCUGGAAUUCCUGGGCUCGAUCGUAGCGCUACCAGUGGUUAUUAUG